This is a messenger RNA of Hydra vulgaris (swiftwater hydra), 1937 nucleotides long. NCBI's taxonomy places the organism in Eukaryota, Metazoa, Cnidaria, Hydrozoa, Anthoathecata, Hydridae. The record is from RefSeq and is a predicted model, not a curated record.
AUAGGCAACAAUGGUUUAUACACUGGAUUAUAAACUAUAUUCAAGAAUGAAUGUUUAACAAUGUUUUAAAUCCUAUAUUACUGCUUUUAGUAAAUUUUUUGGCGUCUUACUAGUUCUUGUUAUUUUGUUAAAAUUGAAUUAAAACGUUUUUUUUUUUUCCAUUUUACAAAAUGUAAACAAACAUGGUAACAAUCUCAUUCAUGGACUUUGUUUUGUUUAGCAACAACUUAUUUCAACUUCAAAGCCACGUUUAAUUGAAAAACAAUUAAAAACUGAGACAAAUGGAAAAGUGGUUGGCAGAGAGUCUUUAUUAAAAAAAGUUAUUUGACAAAAAAAAGAUACUAUUUAUAGCAUAAUAAAUUUGUAUUUUGUAAUUAUAUCGUAAAUUUGACAAUAUCACCGCAGGUGAAAAUUAUAGAACAGAUAUACAGCAUUGUUGAUACUUUUAAAGAUACAAAACAAAGUAUGGGUUUAGAUAAUUAUGCAUACGAAGAAGAUCAUAGAUUAAGCUCUUGGGAUAAAAAUUUACCGGCUUUUAAUUCAAUGAAAAUUGAUUCCGAAAAUGAUAUAAGGAAAAGUAAUGAUGUUCAAGAAUCAUCUCUUGAUCACAACAGUGUAUGUUUUGUAACAAAACCAUACGCAGAAAGCCCAUAUAGUGUUUUAUUAGAAAAAGGUAAUCAUUAUGAAGGACUCCAAGUUACUCAAGCUAACAUUAAAACCAAAUUUCAAAAUGAUUCAAGAGCUUUAUCUUGUAAAAAAACAAACUCAUUGUAUGAAACCACAGAAAUUGAACCAAAAACAAAGUAUCGUACAAAACAAAUUAAGGGAUAUUCCUCUGGGAUUGAAGACAAUUUGAAAUGCACUUAUUUAGUUUUUUCUGUUCUUGUUGCAAUCAUAGCUAUAACCUCUGCAGUAAUGGUAUUCUUGAUUCUUUUUGGUGUUAUCAAGGUUCAGAAAUGUAAAGAAUGCAAUUUAUUUGAUCCAAAAAGUGAAAAACAAAUUCAAAUUAAUUCAAAUGAUAUUGUAAAAUCAAAGUUACAUGAGUUAUCAGAGAUACGUAAUCUGACAAGACAAUUAAAUGAGCAAAAAGAUUUGAUACUUAGUUUGACAAACCAGUUAAAAGAGCAAAGAGAUCAGUUGCAGUUGCUAUUCAAGAAAACUGAUGAGAUAGCAAACUUAACCCGUGAGGAAACUAAAAAUUUAACAAAAAAAAUUGAAAUCAAAAUGAAGAUAUUUUUCGAAAAUCAAACAAAUUUUAUUGAUACUCAUAUAAAUGAGGUAUCUAGUAAUAUUUCAUCCAUAUUAAAAGAUGUUUACUGGUUGAAAGAUCAACUGGAUCAAACUAAUAGAUCAAUAUCAAAUAUUACUUUAAGAGAAGGUAUUCAAGGACCGCAAGGGUAUAAUGGUUCAGAGGGUCCUGAGGGAAAAUCAGCUAACUUUAAAAGUUGUAAAUACUUUACUUUUGAUACGAAAGGAACAGCUACAUCUUUGAAGAAUGAAAAGUUAAAAAAAUCAAUAAAGCCGUAACACACGGAACACAAAACUCGCCUGUAAGUAAUAUAUUAAAGAUAUAAACCAUUAUUUAUUGCAAAUUUGAUGAAUGUUGUUUAAAAUUAAAUCCGUUUUUGUUUUGCAUUGCAUUUUUGUUACGAUGGCUUUAAUUUUUCAAAACUGCAGUUUGAUAUAAUAUUUUAAACUUAUAUCAAUCAAAGCUAACUUAUUCAAAACACGUCGUUUUUAGUUCGGCUUAAAUAUUUAAUGGUACACAUAAGAAUUUAGCGAGUUUAUAUAUUGACUUGAGUUAUUAUGUUUACCUUUUAGAAUAAAUUAAAUUUAAAUGUAAAUAAAAUUUCAAAAGUAAUUUUUUAUUUGUCAAAGUUUGUAUGUAUAUAUUGAUUAUUUUAACAAGUUGUUUAUAAAAAUUGUUAUUUGAGCAU